Molecule: messenger RNA, 393 nt
Organism: Lentinula edodes (shiitake mushroom)
Lineage: Eukaryota; Fungi; Basidiomycota; Agaricomycetes; Agaricales; Omphalotaceae
Exons: 2
Coding region: 1-393 (130 amino acids)
Biological process (GO): regulation of transcription by RNA polymerase II
Molecular function (GO): DNA-binding transcription factor activity, RNA polymerase II-specific; RNA polymerase II cis-regulatory region sequence-specific DNA binding
Source: RefSeq, a predicted model, not a curated record
AUGCCGUCCGUUGUCACCGUUGGUGGUGCUAAUGUUCCUCUAGUCGUUUCCAAACCCACUGUGACUACAGGCCGAACGAAGGCGGCUAGUCAUAAUAGACGGAAACAGGAAGCUACUUUCGUCUGUCCUGUUCCAGGAUGCGGCAGUACAUUCACUAGAAGUUUCAAUCUAAAAGGUCACAUUCGAUCUCAUAACGAGGAAAAGCCAUUCCUUUGCCACUGGCCAGGAUGCAACAAAGGUUUCGCACGUCAACACGACUGCAAGCGUCAUGAACAGCUUCAUACAAAUUACCGUCCCUUUACUUGUGAAGGCUGCCAGAAACCUUUUGCUCGAAUGGAUGCGCUCAACAGACAUCGUGAGUUAUUUCCGAGGUUAUACAUAGUCACAUCAUGA